Rangifer tarandus platyrhynchus (Svalbard reindeer) is the source of this 723-nucleotide messenger RNA. The record is from the annotation of a GenBank genome assembly. Lineage: Eukaryota; Metazoa; Chordata; Mammalia; Artiodactyla; Cervidae.
AUGAGUGGCGGGUAUGAUCUCAACCUCUUCACCAGCCCUCCCGAUUGCAACUUCCUGUGUUCUGUCUGCCACGGAGUUCUCAAGAGGCCGGUGAGGUUGCCGUGCAGCCACAUCUUCUGCAAGAAAUGCAUCCUCCGGUGGCUAGCCAGACAAAAUACCUGUCCAUGCUGCAGGAAAGAGGUGAGACAGAGAAAGAUGGUCCAUGUGAAUAAACUCCAGAAGAUCAUUGGCCGCUUGGAAGUCAAGUGCAGGAACGCCGAAGCUGGCUGCCAGGUGACGUGCCCCUUGGCCCAUCGCAAGGGACACCAGGACUCAUGCCCCUUCGAGCUGAUGGUCUGCCCCAAUGAAGGCUGCAUGUUGCGGGUGCCUCGUGGGGCCCUGGCUGAGCAUAGGCAGAACUGCCAGCACGGUGCCCAUCAGCGCUGCUCCCUGGGCUGCGGGGCCACCCUGGGCCCAGCCGAGCAUGCAAACCACAAUUGCUACCAGGAACUGCGAGAGGCCUGGUGCCAGCGCCAGCAGCGCAGCCGGGCCCUGGUGCUCUGCCUACUGCGGCACAUGCGCAAAAUGCACCGGACCACUGGCCUCAUCCGCCGGCAGCUGGCAGACUUCCUGGAGGAAGAUGACCCCCUGCUCGUGGGUGCCCCGCAAGAGGAGGCUGAGGCCACCCCCGAAGGCAGCACUGGGGCUGAGGUGUGGGGGCCCCAGGGCCAAGCUACCUUGUAA